This is a messenger RNA of Cyclocybe aegerita, 1314 nucleotides long. NCBI's taxonomy places the organism in Eukaryota, Fungi, Basidiomycota, Agaricomycetes, Agaricales, Hemipholiotaceae. The record is from the annotation of a GenBank genome assembly.
AUGACCGCCACUCUCCCCACCGAAGUGGUUUCUCGUAUCUUCACAAACUUCCGCCCAAGCAUAACAUUUUAUCCUCUCCCUGAGUUCUUCCAGAUGGUUAAAGACGAGGCACUCACCACCAUAGAUGCCGGAGGACAGACUAAAUUGAUGUCUACGACCCCUUGGAUCGUAGCGUCAGUGUGUCGCUCAUGGCGCCAUAUCAUCCAAUCUACUCCUCAAAUGUGGACAUCGAUAAGUAUCAUCCUCGACUAUCACCAGCAGGAGGACAAUCAGUUCAUCAAGAGCUGGAUUGAACGCUCAGGUUGCCUUCCUCUUUCAAUCAAAUUUACGCAGUACGAUCGAUGCAGCGAUAUUCGUAACCUCGAACAGAUUUUGGGCAUUAUCAAUAGUCAUUCCGCACGCUGGAGGCAACUUGAACUUUCUCUCCACCCAAGUAUUCUUUCUUUCAUCUCCGGCAACCCUACAACUCCAACAUCCAUCCUGGAGACUGUCCAUAUCAAGGAUAGCUCCUGGUACCAGGAAGAUCGCAAUGCACCUACCCGUUUCCACAUUCAGCAUGUUCAACCCGCCCCUCACAGCGUCAUUCUCAAGGGCAUACCCAUGAAGACACUAGACAUAUCAUGGCAGCGGGUAACGACGGUGGAAAUCUCGUGCUGCAAUCUCCCUGAUUGCUUGGACCUCUUACGUAGCAUCCAUGGACUGACGCGUUUAGUCCUUGAUCGCAUUGCCGUCAGCGAUUCUCUAUUGGAUGCUCAACCCAUCACCCAUCAUUCCCUUCGCGCACUCAAGAUAACGGGAGUCUCCCUCAGUAUUCUCUCGCUCUUAAUCCUUCCAGCCCUGCAGGAGUUAUUCAUCCAGUACUCCGACAGACCCUCCGAAGUGACCGAUUUCAUCGAGCAAUCUGUCUUGUCAAGGUCGGCAGUCUCACGGGCCAUCGACGGCCUGCACAACAACGGCUGGCACACGUCCCUGUUGGGACGAUCGGCCCCUAUCAUGGGCGUCUCCACUGCCACGCUCGUGCUCGUCGUCGCGUUCCUGUGCGGCUACGCGCUCGGCGCUCGGCACGGUCCUGCCUUCCGUCAGGGCGCUGCAAAAAAAGUGGGACCCGCCCCAGCCCCAGCCCCUCCUGUCCGUGCAGCGUGCACCCCACCGCCGCUGCCAACACACGCACCAGGAAGCCAAGAAGACCAUGAGGCGGUCCUCCGUUGGGCAAGCAACAUUAUUUGCAUGUACUCCUACAAGACAAAGGAGGAGCGCAUUGCCAUCAGCAAGGCCCGACGCACAGCGGCUCGUGCUGCAGCCGAGGGGGCUUGA